UCACCUAUGUAAGUGUGUGUAAGUGUUUAUCUAUGUCUGCGUAAGUACGGUACAUUUAGCCUACAUUUACAUGCGACCACAGAUCAUUUAUAUGUUAUAUACUCUUCUCCCUCUAGCCGAGGCUCCAGCGGAAGAUGGAGCAGAUCCGGCAGCCGUAGAGAAUGGAGAAGCAGCCCCAGCAGCAGCACCGGCACCUGAACCAGAAGAGGAGGAGCCCCCUCCCGAGCUGACUGGAAUGUAUUUGGAGAAGCCAUCAGAUACCGUGGCCAUCGCAGGCACGGAUGUGACGUUCAUCGCCAAGGUGGACUCCAGCGCCCUCUUGAGGAAGCCGGUGAUGAAGUGGCUGAAGGGCAAGUGGAUGGACCUGGGUAGCAAGGCAGGGAAGCACCUGCAGUUCAAGGAGACCCUCGACAGGAACACUAAGAUCUACACUUAUGAGAUGAAGAUCGUCAAGGUUAUCCCCGGCGACGCUGGUGGCUACCGUUGUGAGGUGUCCUCCAAGGAUAAGUGUGACAGCUGCAGCUUCGAGAUCUCCGUGGAGCAGGCUGACACACAGCACCCUGGCCACGACGUCCUUUCAGCCUUCAAACGAGAGGGUGCAGGGGAGGACGAGGGAGAACUGGACUUCAGCUCCCUCCUCAAGUCUGUCAAGAAGAAGCGUAAGGAGCAGCCCCCCGAGGAGCAGAAGGACGUGUGGGACAUCCUGAAGACGGCCCACCCCAGCGAGUACGAGAAGAUCGCCUUCGACUACGGUAUCACCGACCUGCGCGGCAUGCUGAAGAGACUCAAGAAGAUGAAGGAGUUUGUGCCCAAGCAGACCGACGCCUUCAUUAAGAGACUGGAGGAUUACUACAUGAUUGAGAAAGGCAAGAAGAUCGUGCUGUCAUGUGAGGUGGUGGACCCCAACGCAGAGGUCAAAUGGCUGAAGAACGGACAAGAGAUCAAACCCUCACUCAAGUACUUAAUGGAGACCAAUGGCAAUAUUCGUACCCUGACCAUUAAGAAGACCUCCUUGGCGGACGAUGCAAAUUAUGAUUGUGUGUGUGGACACGACAAGUGCACCACCGAGUUGUACGUGAAAGAGCCUCCUGUGACCAUUACCAAGCUGAUGGAUGACUACCACGUGACGGUCGGGGAGAGGGUGGAGUUCGAGGUGGAGGUGUCUGAGGAGGGAGCACACGUCAUGUGGUACUUUGAGGACCAAGAGCUGAUCAAGACGGAGGACAGCAAGUUCCGCUUCAAGAAGGACGGCAAGCGCCAUUGGCUGAUCAUCCCGGAGUGCACCCUGGACGAUAUCGGAAUGUACCAUUGCUACACCAACGGGGGCCACACCAAGGGAGAGCUGGAAGUGGAAGAGAAGGAGCUGGAGGUGCUGCAGAGCAUCGCGGACCUGACGGUCAAGUCGGCAGAGCAGGCCCUGUUCAAGUGCGAGGUGUCGGACGACAAGGUCACGGGCAAGUGGUUCAAGGACGGCGUGGAGGUGUUGCCUAGCGACCGCAUCAAGAUGACACACAUUGGCAGAUUCCAUCGGCUGGUCAUUGACGACGUGAAGCCAGAGGAUGCUGGAGAUUACACAUUUGUUCCCGACGGCUACGCCCUCUCCCUCUCAGCUAAGCUCAACUUCCUUGAGAUCAAAGUGGACUAUGUACCAAGACAAGAGCCGCCCAAAAUCCAUCUGGAUGUCUCCGGUAACAUGGUCAGCCAAAACACCAUCAUCGUUGUCGCGGGCAACAAGCUCCGCCUUGAUGUGGAGAUCUCAGGAGACCCGCCUCCCACAGUUGAAUGGAAACACGGAGAGAAGACUGUCGAUGCGACGGAGGGCCGCAUGCGUGUGGAGUCUCGUACGGGUCUGAGCAGCUUCGUGAUCGAGGGGGCGGAGAGGCACGACGAGGGGAACUACUCCAUCAUCGUCACCAACCCCGCCGGAGAGGAUAAGGCUAACCUGCACGUCAAGAUCGUCGAUGUUCCCGAUCCCCCUGAGAAUGUGAGGUGCAAGGCUGUGGGAGAGGAUUGCGCAACCAUGAAAUGGGAUCCGCCCGCUUUCGACGGCGGCGUGCCACUUAAAGGUUACUACAUGGAGAGGAAGAAGAAGGGCUCGAGCCGCUGGACGAAGCUGAACUUCGACGCGUAUGAGGACAACGUCUAUGAGGCCAAGCGCAUGAUUGAAGGCGUCCUCUACGAGAUGAGGGUGUUUGCUGUGAACGGCGUCGGCGUCUCACAGCCCAGCUUUAACUCCAAACCCUUCAUGCCCAUCGCGCCCACCAGUGAGCCCACCAGGCUGACGGUGGCCGACACGACUGACACCACGGUGUCCCUGAGGUGGCUAGCCCCGGAGAAGAUCGGAGCAGGGGGCCUGGACGGAUACAUCAUCGAGUACUGCAAAGACGGAGCAACGGACGGUGAAUGGACGGUGGCCAACCCGGAGCCUGUAGACAAGCAGAACUUCGUUGUGCGCAACUUGCCGACAGGCGAGAAGCUUCACUUCCGGGUGGUGGCCAUCAACAUCGCCGGACGCAGCCCUCCCGCCGUACUGGGCCAGGCUGUCACCGUCAGAGAGAUCAUGGAGCGUCCAAAGAUCCGCCUGCCUCGUGCCCUCAGACAGAAAUACAUCCGGCAGGUGGGAGACAAGAUCAACCUCUCCAUCCCCUUCCAGGGUAAGCCUCGUCCGGUGGUCACCUGGCUUAAGGACGGCGAGCCGGUGGACUUCACGAAGGUGGGCGUGCGUAACUCCAACAUAGACAGCAUCCUGUUCAUACGCUCGGCCGAGAGAGAGCACUCGGGCAAAUACACGCUGGUGCUGCAGAUUGAAAACAUGGAGGACAGGGCCACCAUCGACAUCUGCAUCGUCGAGAGACCCGGUCCACCCAUUAACCUGAAGAUAACAGACGUGUGGGGCUUCAACGCCGCCUUGGAGUGGGAGCCGCCCAAGGAUGACGGCAACUGUGAGAUCCUGGGAUACAUGAUACAGAAAGCAGAGAAAAAGACUGCGGAGUGGUUCACGGUAUACGAGUGCAACAGGCGCUCGGCCUGCACGGCGUCGGACCUGGUGAUGGGUAACGAGUACGUGUUCCGCGUCUUCAGCAUCAACAUGGUGGGCGCCAGCGAGGACGCCGGAACCAGCAAGGACACCGCCAAGAUCGUCAAACCAGAAAUGGGAUACGUUCGUCCCCCAUACAAGGAGGCAGACAUGAAUUGUGCUCCCAAGUUCACAGCGCCCCUGGUGGACAGAUCUGUCAUCCAGGGCUACAGCACUGCUAUGAGCUGCUCAGUCAAGGCCAUACCUAGGGCCAAGAUCUUGUGGAUGAAGAAUGGCAUGAUCAUCGGUGAGGACCCCAAGUACUUGAUGAUGAACAACCAGGGCGUGUUGACGCUCAACAUCCGCAAGCCGGGCAUGUUCGACGGGGGCAAGUACACCUGCCGGGCCAUCAACACCUUGGGACAGGCCGACGUGGAGUGCAAACUGGAGAUCAGGCCCGUGCCCAUAGAGGAGAAGAAGUAAUGUGAGUCAACAACGAGAGGAACACGAUAAGAGGAAAACGACAAAAGCAGAAGAAGAAGAAGACGAAGAAGAAGAGUGGGAAGAGAAGAAAAGAUGAAAGUACAGAAGGGAGAGAAGAACGACCCGUUCACCUCCGCGACAUCAACUAAAAAGAUAACUAGAACUUUGCUUUAACUCUCAUGAAUGGUGCUAUUCACAUACAGUAUCUAGGUAACACUUUAUUUUAGGGAUACAUCUAUUAGCACUAAUACAUACAAUGCGCCUGUAUAAGUAACUUUUAAGGCAUAUACAAAGCAAAAUUAAACAUUUGUUGGGUAUGUAUUCGCAAAUGUCUUGUUCAUGCACAAUAAGGGAUUUAUUACCAAUUUAACCUUAGUAAGGACCUAGAAGGCCUUAGCGUUUGCUUAGUACAUGCCUUACAAGUUACUUAUGCAGGCAUCAACAUUGUAUGUAUUAGUGCUAAUAGAUGUAUCCCUAAAAUAAAGUGUUAUCAGUAUCUAUUGCAAUGGCAACAGCUUGCUGAACGAUAUCGUUGAUAUAGUUUGUAGCGAUUUUUUGGAACUUCAGAUUAACCUGUUUUAGUCUGAUGUAGCGUAUACGUUGUUUGACCUUUGACCCCUAGAGCGACAUAUGCGCUGCAUUCAGGCUCUUGAGAUUUGAUGGUUUUUUAUUUAUUUAAUUUAAAGUGUGGGUAUGUUAGAGCUGAAUGAACACAUGCAAGAUGAGGGUCCUAGCUUUUAUUUCAUGUUUCAUGUGCUUCGAAGACUGAGAUAUUUUGGCUUUGGCAGAGGGCACCUUUUCCCAAAAAGGGCUUAAGCAUUCAGCAGGUGUUUUUUUGCAGGUGUCUUAGGUUAAAAUUGGUUGGUUGGUUUCAGCCAGAGUUCUUUAGCAUGUAUAGGUGUCAUGCCUUCUGCUUGUGAAGAUUCAUGAGAAAUAUCCAAAUAUCCAGAAAUAUCUUUAUAGUCAUAGUGGUAGCACUUCACAAUAACCUUCAACAUAAAUACUUAACAAAUAGUUAACUAAUGGUUUACUGCACAUUUGUAGUUACAUACUAAACACUUACAAAGGCAUUCAAAUACAUGUAUUAGUCAUUACAUUAUCAUGUAUAGAACAUAAUAAUUUAAGAGCAUGAUAAUAAGUUUCUUAAUGUAUUAUUAAAAAGAAUUUUAACAAUAAAUUAAAUAAAACAUUAACAACAACUUAAGCAUACUAAAGCACUUAUACAUGAUUAACUAUUUUUAACAGAAUAUAUUACAACUACAAAUGUACAGUAAACCAUUAGUUAACUAUUUGUUAACUAUUUGUUAACUAGUUUUAUUAUAUGGUGUGACGUCAUCGGUCGAAUGCUCCAUUCAUUUCAACGGGGCUCCCCAACGUUCGCACGUCUGUUAUUUUUCGAUAACGGACGGGUUGGUCUAUAACAGACCGCUGUCAAUGGCAACAAGACUUUUCACUGCUAAAGCGACUUUUCAACAAGACUCUAAUCAGCUGCUGUGAUAGACAACACCUGUUGUCCUGGCUACCUAGCUGUUGCCUAGCGGUGUUCCACAACGGCACUGUUUUGUUUUGCGCAGCAACAAUCUUUUGACAUUAAAAACUAUAAUAGACUUAACAUUAAAUUGGCCUAAAGAAAUGUCCCCGCCAUGUGUGAAUCAUUUAAGUAUAUCCAUAUAAUAAGCGGGUUAACUUUCGGCGAGUCGGUCGCUUUGUGGAAUAGCAGCACUUCAGAGAGAACAAGACCCCUCCGCUCCGCGUCGGGGUCUAAAGAUUCUCUCUGUCGUGCUGCUAUUCCACGGUAGCGACCUUCUCGCCGAACGUUAACCCUUACAUAGCGGAAGGUUAUUGUGAAGUGCUAGCGUUAUGGCUGUGUGUAGGUAAACAGGCUAUAAGGGAACGGGGAGAGAGAGGGGAGAGUAUCAUGAGCACUGAAACUUAACACUGAGCCGUAGAGACAGACUGGUGUGGCUGAUGUCUGUUUACUAGACCUGUGUCUGAACUGAACUAAAUAACACUUGAACAUUCAGAAUAAACUGUCAAUACAGUC
Engraulis encrasicolus (European anchovy) is the source of this 5543-nucleotide messenger RNA. RefSeq names its product myosin-binding protein C, fast-type-like. Gene Ontology annotation, molecular function: protein binding. The transcript is spliced from 30 exons. The record is from RefSeq and is a predicted model, not a curated record. Lineage: Eukaryota; Metazoa; Chordata; Actinopteri; Clupeiformes; Engraulidae. The coding region runs from base 71 to 3499 and encodes 1142 amino acids.